AAAAACGACCUCCGGAUGGGCCUUCAACGGAUGGGUCUCGCGAGCACAUCCGCCUUGACCGAACCCAACACAAACCGCACCAGACGUAAAGUGACGGGGACUGCAAGGAAAAGAAGCGAAUCUUCCAGUCGCGUGGCGGAGACCGAUGACGGUGUCCGUGAACGACUCCCACCCACCGGACAACAAUACAAAGAGGUCCACUGCCUUAUUCUCACCUGGUCCUUUCAUGACCUCCGAGCAGAGGAUUACAUGGCCCCGCCAGCAGCUGAUUACAUCUCCCUCGAAGACGAGAGCGAGCGCUUGAUCAAAACCCUCAAGAACUACGGCUGGCAAGUCUCCGAGCACCAUAUCGACAUGAACCGGCCCGUCGAAAGCACCACCGCCAGACUCAACAAGUUCUGUCAGCUGGCCUCGGACGAUGUCUUGUUGGUGGUGUACUACCACGGCCAUGGUUCCCUUGAUGAGGACAAUGAACUCGUCUUUAGCAGCCACGACCACCCGGAAAACUCCGAGUGGGCCAAGAAAGCAGCUGCUGACUUGUACUCUGAGCUGCUAUCUCGCCAGAACGGAGGACACGGGCAGAACAAGGCGGCAUUUGAAGCCUUGAUGAAGAACGAGCGCUACCGCCCUAUAUCGCACCUCCCCUGGUCCACCCUCCGCCAACCCCUCCUCACCUGCCCCUCGGACGUCCUCUUCAUCCUAGACUGCUGCGCCGCCGGCGGAGCCAACCUCCCUUCCUCUUCCAUCCCCCAGUCCAACACCUACACCAAACACCUCUUUGCCGCCUGCGGCUUCGAGUCCUCGACGUCCGACGACAUGACCGCAACCUUGUGCAACAUCCUGGAUGACAACGCUGCGCAGGGCGCCAACAAGACUGUUCUGACGACAAAGAGACUGCAUCAAUUGAUAGAGGAAAGCCUCCAAAAGAAGAACAACGGGGUGGGGACCAGCCAGCCGAUUUUCAAACAGCUGCUGCCGUUGGAUCCGGAAAGGAAGAUACACUUGCCUAAUCUGGGAAACCACCCGAAGGGGAGAGGGAGACGGAGCAGGAGGGGGAGUCAGAGCCAUGCGAAUAUGAAGAUGGUGACGGUGAAUAGGAGGGGGAGCGAGGAGAGUAUGAAUGGGAUGAUGGUUCAUGGGGUUCAUCUUGGGAUGGGGAUGGUGAGGAGGGAGGGGAGCGUGAGGGGGUAUGUUCUUGCUUGA
Podospora anserina S mat+ is the source of this 1203-nucleotide messenger RNA. RefSeq lists its product as uncharacterized. The transcript has 3 exons. The record is from RefSeq and is a predicted model, not a curated record. NCBI's taxonomy places the organism in Eukaryota, Fungi, Ascomycota, Sordariomycetes, Sordariales, Podosporaceae. The annotation marks the transcript as partial.